This is a messenger RNA of Dermochelys coriacea (leatherback sea turtle), 2689 nucleotides long. RefSeq names its product negative elongation factor complex member C/D (gene NELFCD). Lineage: Eukaryota; Metazoa; Chordata; Testudines; Dermochelyidae. Gene Ontology annotation, biological process: negative regulation of transcription elongation by RNA polymerase II. Gene Ontology annotation, molecular function: RNA binding. The transcript is spliced from 15 exons. The record is from RefSeq and is a predicted model, not a curated record. Bases 189 to 1940 code for a protein of 583 amino acids. Gene Ontology annotation, cellular component: NELF complex; nucleus.
GCGCCGCCCCGCCCCGCCCCAGCCAACGGCGCCAGGCCCCUGCUCAGCUUCUUCCCCGCCCGGCCCCCCCCUCGGUCGGGACCCGCCCCCCAGGGAACCCUCCCCCUGGGCCGGGCCUGGUUCCGCCCGCCCGCCCGCCGGGCUGCGGGGCGGGGCUUUCAGUCGGAGGCUCGCCGCGGAAGGAGCCCAUGGAGGACGCUGACUACUUCGGCGGCAGCGCGGCGGAGUGGGGGGACGAUGCGGAUGGAGGGGCGCAGGAUGAUGAGUAUGGAGAAGGAGAAGAUGAUGCUGAAGUCCAGCAAGAAUGUUUGCAUAAAUUUUCCACUCGAGAUUAUAUAAUGGAACCCUCUAUAUUUAACACUCUGAAAAGGUAUUUCCAGGCAGGCGGCUCUCCAGAGAAUGUUAUCCAACUGCUGUCAGAGAAUUAUACUGCAGUGGCACAAACUGUAAAUCUACUGGCAGAGUGGCUCAUUCAAACAGGUGUUGAGCCGGUGCAGGUUCAGGAAACUGUAGAAAAUCACUUGAAAAGUUUACUCAUCAAACACUUUGACCCUCGGAAAGCAGAUUCCAUCUUUACAGAGGAAGGCGAGACUCCAGCCUGGCUUGAGCAAAUGAUAGCACAUCCUACAUGGAGAGAUCUUUUUUACAAACUGGCUGAAGCCCAUCCAGACUGCCUGAUGCUUAAUUUUACUGUCAAGCUUAUAUCUGAUGCCGGUUAUCAAGGGGAAAUAACCAGUGUAUCAACAGCAUGUCAGCAAUUAGAAGUCUUUUCUCGAGUGCUACGAACUUCUCUGGCUACAAUUUUAGAUGGAGGGGAAGAAAACCUUGAGAAGAACCUCCCAGAGUUUGCGAAAAUGGUUUGCCAUGGAGAACACACAUAUCUCUUUGCUCAAUCCAUGAUGUCCAUAUUAGCCCAAGAAGAGCAAGGUGGGUCUGCUGUGCACAGGAUUGCUCAGGAGGUUCAGCGAUUUGCUCAUGAGAAAGGCCAUGAUGCUAGUCAGAUCACUCUAGCCCUGGGUACUGCAGCCUCCUACCCUCGAGCAUGUCAAGCACUCGGUGCCAUGUUAUCCAAAGGAGCUCUGAAUCCAGCAGACAUCACAGUCCUGUUCAAAAUGUUUACAAGCAUGGACCCACCUCCAGUAGAACUGAUUCGAGUGCCCGCCUUUCUGGACCUUUUCAUGCAGUCACUAUUUAAGCCAGGUGCUAAGAUCAAUCAGGACCAUAAACACAAGUAUAUCCACAUAUUAGCAUAUGCAGCCAGUGUAGUGGAGACAUGGAAAAAGAACAAGAGAGUGAGCAUAAACAAAGAUGAGCUCAAAUCGACUUCAAAAGCUGUUGAAACUGUUCACAAUCUGUGCUGCAAUGAGAACAAAGGAGCUUCAGAGCUGGUUGCAGAGCUGAGCACCCUCUAUCAGUGCAUCAGGUUUCCUGUGGUGGCAAUGGGUGUAUUAAAGUGGGUGGACUGGACAGUGUCAGAACCACGAUAUUUUCAGCUUCAGACUGAUCACACUCCAGUGCAUCUGGCCUUACUAGACGAGAUCAGCACGUGCCAUCAGCUGCUUCACCCCCAAGUUCUGCAACUUCUUGUCAAGCUCUUUGAAACAGAACACUCCCAGCUUGAUGUCAUGGAACAGCUGGAAUUGAAGAAAACCCUUCUGGACAGAAUGGUUCACUUACUCAGUCGGGGAUAUGUCCUACCUGUCGUUGGUUAUAUCCGCAAGUGUCUGGAGAAACUAGACACAGACAUAUCACUCAUUAGAUACUUUGUUACCGAGGUACUGGAUGUGAUUGCUCCUCCAUAUACUUCAGACUUUGUGCAGCUUUUCCUUCCAAUCUUAGAGAAUGAAAGCAUUGCAGGCACUAUUAAAACAGAAGGUGAACAUGACCCUGUCACAGAGUUCAUAGCUCAUUGCAAAUCUAACUUCAUUAUGGUGAACUGAGGAAGCGAGAAAACAAGAAUGCAGAGCACCAUGAAUACUGAGGUUAUGGACAAUCACUACUUUGCCAUGCCCAUCACCAGUAGGGUUCUGUAGUUGGAUAAUACAAUGGCAGCCAACAAGGAAGAAGUGUAGAGAUGCUUGCUGAUCCAUAUAGCACAGUAACUGUGAACUUUAUUCUGGAGGUCUUCUAUUGCAUCUUUGGGAAAGGGUCAAUCCAUAAGUGAAUUAAUACUUCAGGAUAUUUUUAUUACAAAUAUCAGUUUGCCAGCCUAAGAGCAGCAUGAGAAAUAGUCAUAUUUCAAGGAAUGUUUUUUGUUACUUUCACAGAUUGUAGAAAUUUCUUCUACUGAUCCUGUGUGUGUGUGUAAUAUUUCUCACACACACACACACACACACAGUCCCGCAGCACUUGUGGUUUGAUGAGCACAGUUAGGCCUGUGCUGCAGAGAACCCAGGAUGAUUUUUCUCAUCAUUGCAUUCCACAGGUGAGUGUUCUGGAUAUCCUACAAAAUCAUCUUCUGAAAAACUACAUGCAGUGUGGAAUGCAAACUGAGUUGUAAUAAUCAAGGCUAGUUCUGUACGGAUAAACAAAUUCUGUGUGCAGGCAGCCUUGUUCUGAAUUCUCUCUUUUUGUUUUGUUUUGUUUUGUUUAAAUAGAUGUGUUACAUGUUACUGGUAAGUUUCAUUACCAUGUCAUAGUUGGUACUGUAGGUAAAUUAUCUGAAUAUAUAUAAACACUUCUUGAUGUA